This is a messenger RNA of Aspergillus fijiensis CBS 313.89, 672 nucleotides long. RefSeq names its product PITH domain-containing protein. The transcript has 3 exons. The record is from RefSeq and is a predicted model, not a curated record. The coding region runs from base 1 to 672 and encodes 223 amino acids. Gene Ontology annotation, cellular component: nucleus. NCBI's taxonomy places the organism in Eukaryota, Fungi, Ascomycota, Eurotiomycetes, Eurotiales, Aspergillaceae.
AUGUCGGGCCAUCAUCACCAUCAUCACGGCCACGGCGGCGGACAUUGCCAUGACGAAGACGGCCACGACCACUCCAAUGACAUCACCCCAGCCAUUCAAUCGCUUCUUUACUCUCAGGUUCAGUUCGACUCUAUCACAACACUCAACGAGGCGACGCCCAAGUCCGGCGCUGCGAUCGUUAAGAAAACAUGGGCGGAGAGACUCAACGACGAGCCGGAGCUCGAAAGCGAUGCCGAUGAGCAGCUCCUGAUGUACAUUCCCUUUACCGGCCAAGUCAAAGUCCACUCUCUGCUGGUCUACACCGCGCCCACUCCCUCCGCCCCCAAGACGCUGAAACUGUUCAAGAACCGGGACGACAUCGACUUCGCAACCGCGUCCGAGCUGUCGCCCACCCAGACGAUCGAGAUUCCCCAGCCGGUUGCCGGCGCCGAUGUCUUUGAGAUCCCCCUGAACCGCGCGCAUUGGAAUGCCACCACCUCCAUCACGCUGUUCUUCGAGGAUAACUGGAGCGAUGGCGAGGAAGACGUGACCAAGGUCGGCUACGUGGGAUUCAAGGGGACUUUCAUGGCGCUGAAUCGCGAGCCCGUUAACUUCCUGUACGAGGCCGCGGCCAAUCCGAACGACCAUGUCGCUAUUCAGGGCGUCAGUGGUGUGGGCAGUCGAAUCCUGUGA